AUGGAGAAGAUUAACAUAAAGCUAAUAAAUGAUAUUAUUUAUUUUCAGUGUAUAAUUCUGGCAUGGUUGGCCGCAUCUCUGGCGGAAGACCGGCCGCGUCGCCACCUCCACCAGAUUAAGGACCUGAUCAUCAACAAACUGUUCAGCUGCAACGAGCCUAACUGCACCCAGCCCGAAGCCCCUGACGUCAAGUUCUACAGCAUCCCUGGCUUCAACGACGUCGUCAUCAAAGCUGUCCCCAAGGGAACCCUCGAACCAGCUAUCUACGAGAAAAUACCGCCAAAUUCACAUAUAGGCAUCGUUGGAUCCUAUCUCGGCACCAGCACCUUAAACGAAACUUACAACGCGCUCUUAGGAGUCAAGAAUCUAUUAACAUCUGGAAUUCUGAGCGGAAAAGCAGAAGUACUAAAAGAAGUAGGUCUACUACCCUCCAAGGCUCAGGUCAUUGUAAAACCAAUUAAGCCAUGCGCAGCGCCUGCUGUCACUCUCCCUUUUCAACCUGUUCCAGUUCUGGUACAGCCCCCAAAGGUCCCAGUAUUUCCAACCCAAUAUUCGUACAAGCAGGUAAACCAAGACGGAUCACUGACGACUCACACCAGCUCCCUGGAGUUAGGGAACGGCGUGAGAGUGACAGAGAGUGGUAAGACACUACCGUUCAUCAUUGAUAGAGUUAGAAAAAUUCCUGUGCAUUUGCCAGUUCCAGUACUGCCGGAAGUAUCGAAAAUUUUCGUCACAGAAGUCGCACAACCCGUUACAUACGCUUAUCAGCAAAUACAAGAUGGUAAAAUGACAUCUUACAUGGGAUUGUCUCCAACAUUUAGGAAACCAGGAGCAGUAGUGGUCACUGAAACAGGAAUCCCUCCAUCCCCUAUGUUUCUAAUGGACCGAAUCGAGAAAGUAGCUGCAAUCGCAUCUCAUCCUAGAGGGCCCUAUCUAGAAGUUGCCCCAACACCAGUCGCUAUUAAUGCCGCAGUGGUAAGGCCUGUGCCACCAGUACCUACAGGAUAUUCUUAUUUACAAAUGGACGUCAAUGGUGGAAUGACUACGCAUUUAGCAUCUGGAGCAAAUGGCGCGGUGAUAGUCACGGAUAAUGGAAUACCUACCACCCCAAUGAACGUUCCCGGUUUACCGGAGAACAAUCCGUUUAGACAUCCAACUGGUCAUGGAGCAUAUUCUUUUAGCCACGCAUAUGCCGACGGCAGAAUAAGCAUUGAUGGAGGUGUUCCAGUUGAACCGGUUAAUGUAGUUGAAUAUAAUCCUAUGCCUGUUUCUGUUUCACCAGGUGUACCGCCUCCUUCCAGUUCAUUUUCAUACAAACAAAUUGGAGCCGGAAAAAUGACUACUUACACUGGAUCGAGUAUGUUUGAAGAACAAGGUUCGAGUCCUGCAAUAGUUGUGCAUGGGAUGCCCCACCCGAUCCCCCCACCGUAUAUUACCGACAGAAUAGAGAAAGUGGCCGCAGGGGCCAAAUAUAACAGACCACCUCUCCUUGCAGUUCCAGUUCCGACAGAAUUUCUGAGCGUUCCACCAAUUCAGCCAGUGAAUGUACCGAUAGCAUCAGGAGUGAAUUCCUUUAACUACCGACAUAUUAACAGCGACGGUUCCGUGACAAGCUACGGUGGAUCUAGUUUAACCACUGAACAAGGUAAACCACUUCCUCCUCCUGCUAACAUGGAAACGCCAUUCCCACAAGGCAAAGUUCGUGUAUUUGAAUCUCCGAUAUACAGUGGUCCUUUCCCCAUGAACCCGGUAAAUCCUAAUGCUGUUAAGCCCUCAACGCCUGUUUCUGCUUCAUAUUCAUACAAGUUGGUGAACAGCGUGCAGGGAGGCCAUCCUCCAGUUGGACCUGUUGAUGAACCGGUUGUGGACACAUUCGCUCCUCCACCGCCAUUGAGCCCAGCCCCUGCCCCGGUACAAGGGUGCAUUGAUGAAGAUAGUGCUCAUUCCGCAGUACAUAUUGACAGUCCUUUUGCCGUAAUUGAUCCACUAGCGCCCGUGCCACUGACUUAUUCAUACAAACAGAUCAGCCAUACCAAUCCUAAUCCAUUCACGGUUGUGAAUGUCGAAGACCCCGUAAGAGAUGUAAAAAAAGUCAACUCGAUGCUUCAACCUAAUCAAGGUUUGCCAACUCUGGCAACGCUGGUUCCACCUGCUUCUAUCAACGUGGUAGAACACAAGCCAAUUAAAUCAAUGCCAGCACCAUUUGUGCCAGCCCCAAUUAUACCCAUAUCAGCACCUCAAGCAGCAAUGGAAGCAUCGCCGCCUUCAUCUUUUUCUUACAAGCAAGUUGCAAGUCAAGAACAUCAGCCUCAUUCACCUUCAGCGCCAACCCUCAACUCUAUGGAGCACAGCCAUACUGGGCCAUCAGCUCUACCUCCAAUUAUCAACUCGCGAACGCCACAAAUUCAUAAGAACACCGUACCUUCUUCCUUCUCUUACAAGCAAGUUACAAGCCAAGAGAAUCAGCUUCUUACGCCCAGUCAGCCAAUCGUUAACUUCAUGGAGCAUAAACAUACUGGACCAUCAGCUCCGAUGGUCAACUCGCGAACGCCAGAAGUUCAAAAGGACAAAGCCUCUUCUUCCUUCUCAUACAAGCAAGUAACAAGCGACGGCGUAUAUCAAUACUCUGAUGAACUUCCAAACGGCGUUAAGACUAAUCUGUCUCCAAGCGCAAUAAAUCCUCAAGAGAACCCUGGGGAUGUCCAUAUCAAACAGAACCCGUCAAGUCCUAUGCCUUCCCCAACAAACGUGAUGCCAAGCCCUACAAUCGCUAUGCCAAAUCCCACAAUUCCAAUGCCAUAUCCUUCUGGACCGACUUUCAACAGCCAGGACACCUUAGCCAACAGCCCAAUUAUAGUACCAGAGGCCACUCCCGCUUCAACGUUCUCGUUUAAGUCUAGCAAUCCUGACGGGUCGACCAUAACGCUUAAGGAUGAUGGACAUAACAGCAUAGCUGUGCAACUACAGGAAGCAACGAAGACUGAAGCAGUGAGUCAAGAGCCAACAACGACAGGAAAAGAGAACUAUCCACCUGGAACGCAAGUAUUGCAAGAAGCUACGCCUGCACCUGCAGUAGAGGCAGGACCUGUGUCUGGCAACGCCAAACCGAUUCGGCGACGCGUUGUCAGGAAAAAGAAACCCGUUGUCCAUAGAGGAGACAUUCCUGAGGGCGAGUGA
This is a messenger RNA of Cydia fagiglandana, 3177 nucleotides long. RefSeq lists its product as uncharacterized. The record is from RefSeq and is a predicted model, not a curated record. The coding region runs from base 1 to 3177 and encodes 1058 amino acids. The transcript has a single exon. Lineage: Eukaryota; Metazoa; Arthropoda; Insecta; Lepidoptera; Tortricidae.